GAAAAGGGAAGUAGUUCCCUCUUUUGCAAGCAUUGGCAUGGUCUCCGCUUUCACUGCUCUGCUUAGAAGCUGUAAAGAAAGACGGGCGGUGUAGUGAUUUAACUCGAGUUUAGCAGAUGUAAAGAAAGCGUCACUGACGAGCACACUGACAGCAGUGCAGUAACCGGCGCGUCGUGGUAAAUAACACCCCGAGAGAAAAAAACAACCCAUUUUUCAGAAUUUUGGAGAUGAUUUAAAGAAGUGUUAAAUUCCACUGCUGUGUUUUUUUUUUUUUUUUUUUUUUUUUUUUUGGUGGGGGAUAUAACUGUCUGGAAAAGAAAAUGGCGAGCUUUUUGAUGAACGUGUCUAUUGCCCUUGUGUUCAUUGUCAUGUGCUCGUUUUCUUCUGCCAAAGAGGAGACCGAAGAAAAAGAAAAGGAGGAAAGAUCGUGCCAAGGUGCUUUCGACUUGUACUUUGUCCUAGAUAAAUCAGGAAGUGUAAAAAACCACUGGAUGGAGAUUUACUCCUUCGUUGAAGAUCUGGCUGAAAAGUUUAUCAGUCCUAUGCUGCGAAUGUCCUUCGUAGUGUUCUCUUCUCGAGGAAAAACAAUCAUGAAAUUAACUGAAAACAGGGACGACAUAAGAAAAGGACUUAUCUCUCUAAAAAGAGAGAUGCCUGGAGGAGAUACAUUUAUGCAUUUAGGACUGGAAAGGGCAAAUGAACAAAUAUACCAUGAAAAUUAUGGAGGUUUUCGGACGGCCAGUGUGAUAAUUGCGUUGACUGAUGGAGAACUGAAUGAAGAACAAUUCUAUCGUGCACAACAAGAAGCUGAACGAGCUAGGGGUUUUGGAGCUAUUGUUUAUUGUGUGGGAGUGAAGGAUUUUAAUGAAACACAGCUGGCAACAAUAGCUGACACUAUAGAUCACGUGUUUCCUGUACUGGGAGGGUUUAAUGCUCUACGAGGUAUAAUUGACUCGAUUCUUAGGAAAUCCUGUAUUGAAAUUUUAGCGGCCGAACCUUCAAGCGUCUGUGCUGGAGAGUCCUUUCAGGUUGUUGUAAAAGGGAAUGGGUUUUCUCACGCAAGGAAUGUUGAUCAGGUUCUCUGCAGCUUUAAAAUGAAUGACACUCUUACCAUAAAUGAGAAACCUGAAGACAUUGAAGAUACAUAUUUAUUGUGCCCGGCUCCAGUAAUAGAUGAGGUUGGACAAGUUGUGUAUCUGCAAGUCAGCAUGAAUGAGGGCUUAACGUUCAUUACCAGCUCCGUGUACAUCACCACCACUCACUGCUUUGAUGGGACAAUACUUCUGAUCACACUGUUAGUCCUGUUUUUAUUACUGGGUCUUCUUCUGAUGUGGUGGUUCUGGCCUCUAUGUUGCACUGUGGUGAUUAAAGAGCCCCCACCUCCACCACCCCCCGAGUCUGAAUCUGAAGAUGAGGAUGGAAUGCCAAAGAAAAAAUGGCCAACGGUUGAUGCGUCUUACUAUGGAGGCAGAGGAGUUGGAGGCAUAAAAAGAAUGGAGGUACGCUGGGGUGGCAAAGGUUCAACAGAAGAAGGAGCCAAACUGGAGAAACCCAAGAACGCUGUAGUUAAAAUGCCUGAACAAGAGUUUGAACCCUUUGAGCCAAAGCCAAAGAGAUUUAGCAGGAGGCAGCCUCAGGAGAGAAAAUGGUACACGCCGAUCCAGGGCAAACUUGAUGCAUUGUGGGCACUGUUUCAGAGGGGCUAUGAUCAAGUGUCUCUCAUGAGGCCACUACCUGGAGAUCAGGGAAGAUGCAUUAACUUCACAAGGGUAAAAGAGGAAGCAGCACGUGCUCCUCCGAGAGCUCCACGAGAGUCCAUCCCUCUAAACAGAGCGACCACGCCCCCUCCCCCUCCCCCUCCCCAGAGCACUGCCCAGCCCAGUCCAGAGGAUCACCGCUGAGUCGACCUCCACCAGGAC
This is a messenger RNA of Polyodon spathula (Mississippi paddlefish), 1919 nucleotides long. Its product is annotated as anthrax toxin receptor 1-like. The coding region runs from base 321 to 1901 and encodes 526 amino acids. Gene Ontology annotation, molecular function: signaling receptor activity. The record is from RefSeq and is a predicted model, not a curated record. The transcript is spliced from 18 exons. Gene Ontology annotation, cellular component: membrane. Lineage: Eukaryota; Metazoa; Chordata; Actinopteri; Acipenseriformes; Polyodontidae.